UUGAAGUAAUCGCUAUUUUUAUUUACGAUAUUCGGAGGGUAUAUAAGGAAGUAUUUUCGAUGAACGGUAAGUACUUAGUUUUUUAAAUUAUUUAACAGUGUUACGAUGUUUGGAGGAUCUGUUUACAAAUUCUUUGCCAUCGCUGCGGUUAUUAAUCAAAUUUUUGACUUGACGAAUGCAAGGCCGAGUCCUCGUGGCAGUAAUAGCAAUUCUAAUGUAAAUAUUAAUACAGUUUUAAAUUCCCAGCGGAAAUACCGAAGAGCGCAAGCUGCCGUAGAAGAAAAGCAGAAUGCUGAUAAAAUAAUAGAAACUGCUGCUGUAGCAACGGCCGCCGCGGAUGCUGCUAAAUCCGCGACCAGGUUGCUGGCGAUGAGAUUGUCAGACAAGGCAGCGGACGCGGUUGCCGAUGCUGUUGUCAAAGUAAUGACAGAAAAUUCUAGCGAACCGGUGCAAACUGUCGCUAAAGUAGCAGCAAGAGCUGCAGUUGCUGCCAACAACAGGAAGGAUACUGAUCCUAAUAAUUCUGAAGAGGCCACUGGUCGCUCGGAAGGAUCAACUGUGCCUCCAGAUAAUGUAGCGAAAGAAUCCACGGUUGCGGGAAAGAGAAUCGUUGAAGACAAAAAAAUCGACAGCAGUUCGGAGGAAGCUGCGGAUAAAUCUUUGAAUGGAAGAUAUUACAGUUACGGAGUUCCUUGGGAAGGCAGGUUUGACUAUCGAAGGUCAAUACUUGAUAGGAUGGAUCUUCCCGAGGAUAGAUUUGGUCAAUAUGAUGAUUGAUUCAAGCGUUUUAUAUAUGUAUGAAUAUAUGAAUAUACUUAGGCAAAAGAUAUUGUUAUAACUUCUUCCAUUAAUA
Molecule: messenger RNA, 853 nt
Organism: Cotesia glomerata
Lineage: Eukaryota; Metazoa; Arthropoda; Insecta; Hymenoptera; Braconidae
Exons: 4
Coding region: 106-777 (223 amino acids)
Source: RefSeq, a predicted model, not a curated record